CCGCCGCCAUUGGCUGAGCUGGAGACAGCUGACAGGCGGCGGCUGGGCGUGAGAGCUUCAAACAUGGCGGCCACCACGGCGCUGAUCCUGCCGGAGAGCCCCAGCAUGAAAAAAGCAGUGUCGCUGAUAAAUGCAAUAGACAUAGGAAGAUUUCCACGAUUGCUCACCCGAAUUCUUCAAAAACUUCAUCUGAAGGCUGAGAACAGUUUCAGUGAGGAAGAAGAAGAAAAGCUUCAGGCUGCAUUUUCUCUAGAGAAACAAGAUCUUCACCUAGUUCUUGAAACAAUAUCAUUCAUUUUAGAACAGGCGGUGUAUCACAGCGUGAAGCCAGCGGCUCUGCAGCAGCAGUUAGAGAGCCUUCAUCUCAGACAAGACAAAGCGGAAGCUUUUGGCAAUGCUUGGUCUUCUAUGGGUCAAGAAACAGUUGAAAAAUUCAGACAGAGGAUUCUUGCUCCCCACAAGCUAGAGACGGUCGGAUGGCAGCUUAACCUUCAGAUGGCUCACUCUGCCCAAGCGAAACUAAAAUCUCCUCAAGCCGUGUUACAGCUGGGAGUGAGUGGUGAAGAUUCAAAGAGCAUGGAGAAAGUUCUUGUGGAAUUCAGUCACCAGGAGUUGUUUGAUUUCUAUAACAAGCUGGAGACCAUACAAGCACAGCUGGAUUCCCUGACGUGAUGUUCUCGAAGACUGGUUUCCCCAUCACACUCUUGCCACCUCAUCAUUCCGCCCUGAAGACAGACUGCCAGGUUGUGUUUUCAGAAGGAUUCAGUAGCUUUCUUCUUGUAAAUUACCCGGCUUAUCACUUCUGAGAGAAAUAACCGCCAAGGGAGAUCAUCGUUUCCAGAGCUUCUAGGACACAUCCCCUCGUUCUUUGAACCAGCAGCAAACAGUUGUUAAGAAUACUUUUGCUUUAAAGGAAGCAGCAAUAGGGGUGCUUGGGUGGCUCAUUUGGUUAAGCCUCCGAUUUCCGCUCAGGUCAUGAUCUCACAGUUUGGGAGUUCGAGCCCUGCGUCGGGCUCUCUGCUGACAGCUCAGAGCCUGGAGCCUGCUUUGGGAUUCUGUGUUUCCCUCUCUCUCUGCCACUCCCCUGCUCAUGCUCUGUCCGUCUCUCUCAAAAAUAAAUAAAAACAUUUUUUAAAUUUUAAGGGAAAAAAAAUAAAGGAAACAGCAGUAAAUACCAUACUGUUUUUAUUGUCUUGUUUUUGCUUUAUUGCCUGACCUGUUUAUUUUUUACAUUUUUGAUGACACCUUUAUGUAUCAAGGAGGGUUCGUGGAUAGUCCAUGGAUGCAAAGUAUAAUGUGUACCUCGGAAUACAGAACGCAGCUAUUUAUAUUAACAAAAGCAAGAACAGAACCAAAUGCAAUCAGAUACUUCCUUUUUCCUUGAAUAUAAUGAGUAUGUUUGGUUGGGAAGUAACAUAGGAGAGAAAUUUAAACUACAGCUGGUUGUGGUACAUCAGUUGAUUCCAGUGUGAGCUUCUCUGUGCACUUUAAUUUUUUCUCUGAGUGUAAUGAUUUAAUAAUAGUCUAGGUUUUUGUGCUCUUUGUACUGCAAGUUAAUAAUGACUCACUUCAUAGUAUGGAAGACAGAUUCAGAUCGUAAGUAAAAAUAAUUGUAGUGAGUGUGAAAUAUGGGUAUCCUUAAAAUUUUGAAACAGAUACCUUUGACACUUUAUUUCUGUAAAUAUGUUAAUUAAUUUUAGUCAAUAAAAUUUUUAUCUUUUAGAAUUAGUUGAAGUCCACAGUGUUUCAUGCUUUGACUAUAUAUAAAUGUGAGUAUGGUUGCCUAUAAAAGCAAUACUAUCAGUUGGAUUUUUUAUGAAAUGAAAUAUCUGGAAAUAUCUGUUCUGUGUUGUUUCCAGAGAGACAGAGGGAGAGGAGGAGAGGAGAAAAUGAUAGAGACUUAGAGAUUAAUUUGAGUCAAGCAUGACUUUCUGUAUAAUUAUUUUUUUAAGUUUAUUUAUUUAUUUUGAGAGAGAGCAUGAGCGGGGGAGGGGCAGAGAGAAAGGGAGAGAGAGAAUCCCAAGCAGGCUCCAUGCUGUCAGCCUAGAACUCAUUGUGGGACUCAAACUCACAAACCAUGAGAUCAUGACCUGAGCCGAAGUCAAGAGCCGGACAUUUAACUGACUGAGCCACCCAAGUGCCUGUAAGCACAACUUUGUUCAUAUGAAGGAAUUUGAUUUCAGAAAUGUCCUGUGGCUAAACAAACAGAGCCAUCAGGAUUAAAUGCAUCUGCAUAAUACAAGUGUUGAGGUCUUUCAAAUAAAUGUUCAAUAUAUGGAAUUUAUGCCUUUAUUUAUGUGUGCUAUAAUGUUGCUUAGAAUUGGGAGUUUGGAUUAUGUCAGAAAGUAAUUUAUAGUUGCUGUCCGUAGUUGAUUAAUUUGAAAAGUUUUUUUAACUUUAACUUCCAUUGAUAAGAUAUCAGGAAGACAUAUUUAUAAUAUAAUGGCCUUUAUUUCCAUAUCCAGCUUAUGGGAGCCGCCUUAUUUUUUUAUGCUGUGUUCUGCCAUUUCCAGAGGGAACUACCUGACUGCUUAAACAUUUUGGACUGCCUUUAUGGGAGAGGAGAGCCAGAUGGCAGGAGGUUUCUCUCCUAGACCAAUCAGCAUGUCCACAGGUUUUGCCCCCUCCAGCCACAGCUUGCUUCCAGCUCUCUCCCUACCUGAACCAACAGCAGUGCCAGGACGAGCAGCGUGGAGGCUGCGGAUACCCAGGAACUUACCCUUCAUACAGAGUGAGACUCUUCUGACCUCCGAGAGCUGUAUCCGCGAUGCCCAGACAGAACCAUGGUGUAUUGUGCUGUCUGCCCUCGAGACAUGGACACCAGGUGCGCCAUGCCUCCUCGAAACAUCUGGUCACUGGCUGUGGCUUACCUACCUCUCAGAAGGUUGCUUCCUGCUCUCCCAGGAACUGUGGACCAGCUCUGGCCUGGCCCAUCCCACACACUUCUCUUCCAUCCGACAGACUUCAACUCUGCCUUCUUCAACCAGAUCCACGGCAGACCAGAGGAGUUCAGUCUCCACAACGUUUACCGAGGACCUGCUAGUUGCCAGGCCUUGGGGCAGACACAGAAGACAUGAUCCCAGACAAGACAGGCUGGCUCCUCCAGCAGCUUUUGUUCUGAAACAGGAUAGCAGUUUUGGGGAAUGCAUUCAUUUUCAACUGCAGAAGAAAGAAUGGCUCCAGAGAACUACAACGUUAUGCUGAGCCAAAUUAGCAGUGAAAUUGAAGAGCAGGAUAAAAUGACUGACAUGCAAGAAUUCAGCCCCCACAGAUCCUCUCUGAGAAGAUACACUUGAGUGUUUCUAGCAAGAAGAAAAGCAACCCUAAGAAAGUGAUCAAGUCACAGGAAGGUGGUACCUUGCAUCCUAUGGGGACGGAGACUGAAUACUUCAGUUUCAGAACAGGACGAGGUUCAUGUGACAGAAGGAAGUGCCCAUGAAUCAGCUGUCCAGACUCCUUUUAGGUGAACCGGAACCCCCACAGCCACAGCCUCUCAAGUGGAGAUUUUAAAGCAGUAACGUCCAAGCGCUCAGACAGGAUGCUCUUCAACCACGGAAUUCUCGAGUGACCUUUCCGUAGGAAUCACAUGCAAAUGUCCCAGUGGAAGGUCGUGAUUGGUCUUCAAAGGUCAUCUCCAUUCAUCUAAAUGGUUGUCUUCACAAAAGAAGGAAGUUCAGGACCCAGCCCAGGAUCUGGCUCAACGCAAGUUCUCCGCAGAUGCCCGCUUAAUUUCUGGACUGCCGUAGAAGUACAGAGUGGGUUGAAAACUUGCAGAAGGAUCAGAGUUUGUGGGGAUGGUCUCUGGACUUGACCAAGCACCUUCUAGUGGCAGUGAACGAUGGGGUUCUUGAGCAAACGGCUAGGAAAGAAUUCUUGAGAUGUCUUUGGUGCAAAAAGGUGAUUUUAUUAAAGUACGGGGACAGGACCUGUGGGCAGAGAGAGCUGCACCGGGGUUGUGAGGAGUGACUGACUAUGUACCUUUAAGUUUCUGGGGGUGAGGGAGAGCAUUAAGUCUCUACGGAGUUUGAAAGCAAGGCUUUCAGGACCUUGAGGGGCUAGCUGCUGUUAAGAUAAGGUUACUUUUAGUCUUUAAUGAAACAGAAACAUGAAGGAAGUAAGACGGCCAUGAAUUGCUUGAGCAAGGUCACUCUCUGCAUGUUUCAGGUGUCUAUCAGCGGGCUGCAAGCUGUAGGGAGAUUUAAUUUCAGCUACAUUUCUCUUGCCUGUGUUUCCCUCAUCAGCGAACACAACACACAAGGAUGAGAAUGAAUGUACCGCGCUGGGAUUGCUGUUUCUUCCACAGGUGGGGGUGAGGAACACGGAAGUUCACCCCCCUCUUGCGUUGGCAAGCUCUGAACGUGGCCCAGGGCGGCAGGUUCUGCCAAGUCCUGGCCCCAGUGUGCACACAGCUCUCGGCACAGGGAACCCACUUCUCCCGCGGGUCACCCGCGGCGUCAAGGUGAUGAGAGACGGAAGCAGGUUCCAUUUCCCCUCCUGGUUCCAGAUGUCAUGUGACCCUCCCCUCACCCCUGCAGGCUCUAGUUCAUUCUUGCUGUCACCUGCAUCCGGCUUUCUUCUCCACGGAUGGCUGACCUAUAGUAACUGCACCUGGAGGUUGAGACACAGAAGCAGCAGCCUGCAGGGACUGCAUGGCCAGCAUAGCCUGUGGUCUCCAUUGCAGAAGGUCUAGCCCCUGUAAACGCUACAAAUCCUUCCUUGGUAAAUGACCCCCAGAGGUUCUCCUUCUCUGAUCAGACCCCACCUGAUCCGGUGGGUACAGCUGAUCACACAUGCAGACCCUCACAAUUGCAGGUACAGUGGUAGCCACGCCUCGCGUCUGAGAGUUCACGUGCAACGAGGCAGCAUGGACCCUGCCAAUCCCCAUCUCAGAGGCUGUGGCGCCCACCAUGCCUUUUCUCUCCUGGGCUAUUGAGGUUGGGACUGGGGUUGACGCAGAGGUGGUGGGACUUGUGCACGUGACCACAAUUGGAGGAAGAGCGUGCUCAAAGGGAAGUGGACAGGAUGAAGGUUGCCAUGCAAAAGCUUGCCGUGACCGGCGGCGAGAGGGGCAGCGCUUUCGUUUUGGGACAGCAGGUUGUUGCCUGGUGUCUGUGAACUGGUAGUGGGGAGGUAUCCCAGGGAAUCCCAUGCUGCAGAUUCUGAGGGAUGCAUUUGCCUUCAAAGCAGCAACAGCAGCUGUACCCGGUCCUUGCAUGGUGCUGCGCAGGGGCCAGCUGGGGCCGCAAGCGUUUACAUAGGAGUGGCCCCUUGGGAGGCAGCACUGGAGAGUGGGGCCGAUCACAGCCCUCCGGAGCAGCUAGGCUGCAUGGAUCCGAGGCAGGCUGAGAAAAGGAAAAACAUCCAAAAAUGGAAGUAAAAUAUGCAACCAUGUAUAUGUUCACAGGAGGAAAACAUAGGGACGGGGAGAAAGGAAAGAAGUGGAAACAGUGAACCUCCCAAAACGCCCUGUUAUGGAAAGAUAAAAUGAAACCUCCUGUCUGUCACCAGAAUGCCAUAAUUUUAUCAUUCUUCCCACGCAAUGCUGUGCUAUUUUGGGUUCCGGGGUUCCCCCCCCCCUCUGUGUGCCCAAGAUGUCUGAGAAACAAACGUGUAAGAAAAUGUUUUAUUCUCCCCAGCAAGGGAUGGAGAAUUCAUUACAGGAAGCGCAUCUCCGAGCUGCCUCCUCCGUGUCAUCAUGCUCUGCCCUGCAGAAGAUUUCAUCUGCGAGCAGAAGCCUAAUGAAUUUGCCCACUGUGGUCCUGUGCCCAGAAACUGAAAUCCUGUUGCGCUUCACUGGUGGGAUCCUUUUCCUCAGCCACGGAGCCAAGCAGAACGGAAAAGAUGGCCAGCCUCCCUUUUGCAAAGACAAUGCGUCUCCCCUCCCCCUUACACACCAUGCCAGUGAUUUCUACAUUCUGCUGGGUCUAAUUUCCUUUGUAAAAGGAAAAAGGAAAAAAAAAAAACCCACAACAAGACAAAACAAAACAAAAGAAAGAAACUUGGAACUCUUUUGAGGACAAGGAAGGAGAAGCUGGAGGAAGGGGAAGCAUUUGAUGUCACCUGAUUACCAUCUGUUCACCAAGUUAGAUAUUACAUCAAAGGAAAAAUCGAGAGCCUGUAUAAACCAGGACGCUGAUGGUCGUCCUUGUACGUGUUGUGCCUCCCUUCUUGGCCUUUCCAGCCAGGCUUCCUCUGUCUCAGGACGGCUAUGGCCUUCAUCACCUGUGCACCUCUUCCCACUCUGGAUGAGCUCAGAGCUGCAGGCUGGGCCCCAGGAAGGUACUGGGCAGGGUCCCCUCCACACCUCCGUGGUCGGGGCAAGCUUUCCUUGGUGGAGGUCACUCUGCCUAGAGCCCGGAGGCUGGGACAGCCCUGUACAGAGCCCACCGGAGGCUGUGUUGUUUCCAGAAUGGUAUUUUCAGCAGCAGAGCAAGCCAGGAAACUUAAGGAAAGAAGCUGCCAUUCAUCUCCAGCAGGACACAGGACAGGGCAGUAGACUGGUCACCAGCCAGCCCGAACAGCCAUCUGCUAAGAUCAAGUCAUUUCUCCUCGGAACACGAUGACACUUCAGCCUAAGAAGGGAACUGAGCCAGUUUGGGACCUCGGCUUGGGCCCGUUCCAGCUCUGAUAAUAAAAAGUUAUGUUUUCCUCAGAGGAGUCCGUAGUGACAGGGAAAGGACUACUGCCAGGUGCCCUCAGACCUCCCCGUUUCUCCUUCCACCCCCAGACAGAUGCUCUUAUAUCCUGCCAUUUAUAUGCUAUUCUGUGAAAGAGUCAAACCAAAGUGAGCCCUACAGUGCUUGGAAGAUUUAUUUUGCGAUAUAAAAUGCACCUCCUCUCUGUAAACCACACGACUCUCCUUUAACUCUUUACCUGGAUGUUUCGCCAUUUCUGUGCAAGCUGGGUGUUUCUCUGUCGCUUCUAAGACCGCAUCAUGUCUACCCAGAGAUCUCUGAUCAGUCCACUUUUUCCAAGUUCAUCCAUUCUUAAAGUUGAGCACAAAUGCUAUCUCCUCUAUGAGGCCUUGGCUGAGAUCCCAGAGUUCCUGCUUCCCACCCAAGGUGAUCUUCUUUCUAGAUUCCCCUAGAAUUCCCCUAUUUAUGGCAGACUAAAUUUUAAGGAUCCCAUUCAUUUCUGCAUCACUUAAUGGUUGUCUAAGUACAUAGUACAGUGGUUAAGUAGGUGGAUUCUGGAGGCAGAUUUUCUGGGUGCACAGCUGGGCUUACGUAUUCACUGUGUGACCUGGGGCAAAUUAUUUAACCUGUGUACCAGUUUGUAAGAUGAGGAUAAUAUAACUAUCACGUAUGACUGUUGUACAAAUUAAAUGAGCAAAUCUCUGCUGAGUGUGUAGAACUGGGACUAGCAAGGCCCAGCAAAGUUGGUUGUGUUUAUUAAUAUGAUUUAUUAUUAUUAUUUUUUCCUUUAAGUUUCCUGAUGGCAGGGGUCCAUCUUGUCUAACCUUCUACUCUACCACAGUGUUUUGCAUAUUGAUACACGUUUAUUUACUUUGAGUAUCGAUGCACAUUUAUUUAUAAAUAAAUAGAUGUCCAAUGAA
This is a messenger RNA of Leopardus geoffroyi (Geoffroy's cat), 7555 nucleotides long. RefSeq names its product COMM domain containing 10 (gene COMMD10). Lineage: Eukaryota; Metazoa; Chordata; Mammalia; Carnivora; Felidae. The record is from RefSeq and is a predicted model, not a curated record. The transcript has 14 exons. The coding region runs from base 64 to 672 and encodes 202 amino acids.